Trachymyrmex septentrionalis is the source of this 598-nucleotide messenger RNA. RefSeq lists its product as uncharacterized. The record is from RefSeq and is a predicted model, not a curated record. NCBI's taxonomy places the organism in Eukaryota, Metazoa, Arthropoda, Insecta, Hymenoptera, Formicidae. Gene Ontology annotation, biological process: sensory perception of smell. The transcript is spliced from 5 exons. Bases 42 to 437 code for a protein of 131 amino acids. Gene Ontology annotation, molecular function: odorant binding.
GAUCACAUGGAUUCAUAUUCGUGUUGAAACGAAAAAUCGAAAUGAAAACAAUUGUUAUCUUGCUCGUCGUUUCUUUCGUCGCCGUCUUGGGCUUUGGCGUUACAGAGGAAGAACGCGCAAAAUGGGAACAGAUUGAAAAAGAUUGUAUCGCUGAAUCUGGUGUUGAUCUGGCCGUAUAUCAAAAGAAAGAGAAACCAGAUGAAAAUGACGAAAUAUUAGCUUGUUACAUUUCUUGUAUAUAUAAAAAAUCCGGAAUUUUGAAAGAGGAUGGAAAAAUUGAUUGGGACAAAUUACGCGCUAAUAUGUCAAAACAUGAACCACAAGAAAAAAUUGAUGAGAUAUAUAACAAAUGUAAAGACGUUGAUGGAGAGGGUUGCCAAAAGGCAAAGAAUUUCAUGAAAUGUAUAGACGAUGUUGGUCGCGAUCAGAUGCAUUGAGCGAUUAAAAUUAAAUUCCGCAAGAAAAUCUAAUUGGAAUUAUUAAAGAGAUUUUAAUAUCAUCUAUCGUUUAUUAUACUUUAGUUAACAUUAAAAUAUUAUCUUGCACAUGUGUCAGUAACAAAACUGUAUUGAUAAGAAAGUAAAUACACGUUUCGUUU